GUAACUUCGUUCCCGGGAGGAAGUACACAACAGGCAAGCCAGACUCUUACCCCCAUUAUCACCAUUCCACCACCUAUCCCAUUCACUUCCCCCGUGAACCCUGUUCCUGUUUUUCCUUCAAAUUUUUCCGGACCCCUUGAUCCAAUGUAUACCCAGGCUCUUCAGAAUUUUGGACAUUUCAUGUCCAUGUUCCAGCAGCCGGGAGGAUUUUCACCUUUUUAUCCGGGAUUGUAUCCACAAUCCUCGCCUCAAACUAACGUCAUUAGCCCGAUCGUCCCGACAAACCUGAUCGGGGAGAUGGAUAAAGCAGGUCUAUCCCGGUCUAGAAGAAGCCGGUCCCGUAGGUCACAAACAAAGGUGACCUCGGACGGGAAUGUGCGUUCAGUCCACAGCAAGGACGAGGAUUGGGACGUCCCCCAAGCGCUCAAAAAAUUGAAGGGAAAGGAUGUUCAACCAGAAGGAUCUAGGAGGUCGGCCUUCCAAAGGCUGGGACACGAUGGCCGAAAUCAAAACCGGUCAGCAAAGGAACGGUUGGGAGUGGAAACCAUCCCGGCUAGUGCCUUUAAUCGUGCGGGGAGAGGAGCCGGACGACCUGGUCAGACCAGGCGAACGGAACCACCCCCACGCGAUGAGCCCCAGCACAGCCAGGCGCCGCGGGAGGAAGAAGCCGAAAGCCACCCCAGGCAUCUGACCCGCUCUCAUGUUGAACAACCUCGGGAUCGUGUGGGCCGGGUCGAGGCACGUCUGGAGAAACUGCAACGCCGAGUAGACCGGGAAGAAAAGAAGAAGAUUCUGCUGAACGAAUCUCCGUUCACAGACCGGGUUCAUGAGACCCCGUUUCCAAAGAAGGCGAAACUUGAAGUCCCGAAGUUCACCGGGAAGGAGGACCCGGAAAUUCAUGUCAAAACCCUCCAUCAAAGUGGGCGGAUGAUGGGUCUUUCCGGGGAUGAGAAAUGUUUGCUUUUCUUUCAAACCCUCCGCGGCCGCGCCGCCGAGUGGUUUCAUAACUUACCGGCCGGUGAAAUCGAUUCUUUCGAUGAGCUGGCUGAGGUGUUUCAAGAAAAGUUUAAGGAAAAUUGUACCAAGAGGAAAAAAUUCACCUACUUGAGUACAGCCGGGCAGCGAAAGCACGAGGAUCUGACAAAAUUCCUUACCCGUUGGAAGGAUGAAGUUGACAAGGUGGAGGAGAUGGACGACAAAACAGCCAUGUCCCUUCUUGUGUUCGGGCUCCGAUCCGGAGAGCUUUACAAAGAAUUCUGCAGGAGGCCUCCCCAGUCCUACCAAGAGGCCUAUAACACGGCCUGGGAUUAUGCUGACGCUGAGGCACAGGUGUCAACCAAGCGGGAGGCCGAGCAGGGCCAUUCAAAAGGAAAGAUUUCCUUGAAAAAGGAGAUUGGAUUGCCCGGUAAGGUGAAAGCUGAAAUCAUGGAGGUAAAGCCGGUCAAAACAGAGAAGAAACCAACCGGCGAGAAACAGCGGACGGAGAAGUAUUGCUCUUUUCACAAAACUGACUCCCAUAACACUGCAGAGUGUAACAGUGUGAAAGGAGUAAUAAAGCAGAUGAUCGAGGCCGAGGAGAUUGAUCUUGAGUACCUGGCUCAGGCCAAACCAAAGAAGAAUCAAUGGGUUAGGCCUGAAGGACAGCCGGCCGAACAGAACAAGAAGAAGAAAGCAGCCGGCAAUGAGCAUUUACAGGUCAUCUACGGUGGACCGGAAGGGGGAGAUUCUGCUUCCCAAAGGAAGAAGUGGGGGAGAGAGCUCUACGUGGGGACGGUAGCCCUUAAUCCCCGGUCAAAACAAGCAAGACGGGAACCGAUCACUUUUACUGACCGGGACCUUCCCGCCACCGGAGAAGAUCACAAUGACCCCCUGGUGAUAACUAUGGACAUGGGUGGAGUUGAUGUCUCCCGGGUACUUGUUGACACGGGCAGCAGUGUUAACAUUUUGUACCUGGAGGCAUUUGAGAAGCUCAAGUUGUGUCGAACACGGCUUGAGCCCCUAAAGACUCCCCUGUCUGGGUUUACCGGGGACUCAGUCGAAGCUGAAGGGUCGAUUCUUCUAACUUGCCUCGGCAGCGAACUCUUCUGGCGCCUGAGCUGCCCAGGCAGCGGCAACGGCGGCCCGCUCCGACUGCUCUUUCUGCAGCUCAUCGCUAAGCCGAGCGAUCUCCUCAGCAGACCGGGCGUUCUCAUCCCCUAGCCUCUGGUUCUCCUCAGCAGCCCGGGCGAUCUCGGCCUCCAGCUGCUGGAUCUUGGCCUGAGCCUGCUCGUCGGCCUCUUUUGCAGCCUUGAGGAGACCGUCGUGCUUGGCAUAGAGCUGGCGGUAAACCGCACAGUGCUCGGUCCAUUUGGCCUCUAUCUUCUCUGCCUUGGCCCGGGCAGCCUGGGCUUCCU
This is a messenger RNA of Cuscuta campestris, 2393 nucleotides long. Lineage: Eukaryota; Viridiplantae; Streptophyta; Magnoliopsida; Solanales; Convolvulaceae. The record is from the annotation of a GenBank genome assembly.